AUUCAGACCAGGAUAAAGGAGAUGGAUCACUUAAGUACAUCCUUUCUGGAGAUGGAGCAGGAGACCUCUUCAUUAUCAAUGAAAACACUGGUGACAUCCAGGCCACAAAGAGACUAGACAGGGAAGAAAAGCCUGUAUACAUACUCCGUGCCCAGGCUAUAAACAGAAGGACUGGAAGACCAGUGGAACCAGAAUCUGAGUUCAUCAUUAAGAUCCAUGAUAUCAAUGACAAUGAGCCAAUGUUUACAAAGGACGUUUACAAUGCCAGCAUUCCCGAAAUGUCAGAUGUUGGUACCUUUGUUGUGCAAGUCACCGCAACCGAUGCUGAUGAUCCUACAUAUGGGAACAGUGCUAAAGUUGUCUACAGCAUUCUCCAGGGACAACCAUAUUUCUCCGUUGAAUCUGAGACAGGCAUUAUUAAAACUGCUUUGCUAAACAUGGACCGUGAAAACAGGGAGCAAUACCAAGUGGUCAUCCAGGCUAAGGACAUGGGAGGCCAGAUGGGCGGAUUAUCAGGAACCACCACUGUGAACAUCACAUUGACUGACGUAAACGACAAUCCGCCUCGCUUCCCCCAGAGCACCUACCAAUUCAGAGCUCCUGAGUCUACGCCACCUGACUCACCAGUUGGCAGGAUAAAAGCUAAUGAUGCUGACGUGGAUGAAAAUGCAGAGAUUGAAUACAGCAUCACUGAGGGGGAUGGAUAUGACAUGUUUGGAAUUACCACAGACAAGGACACACAGGAAGGAAUUAUAACUGUCAAAAAGGCAUUGGAUUUCGAAAAUAAAAACCUGUAUAUUCUGAAAGUGGAAGCCACCAAUACUCACGUGGACCCUCGAUUCCUCUACCUGGGGCCAUUCAAGGACUCAGCUACAGUCAGAAUUCAGGUGGAGGAUGUAGAUGAGCCCCCUGUGUUCGGCAGACCAGCAUACAUAAUGGAAGUGAAAGAAGAUGUUCCAAUAAACAGUGUAAUAGGAACAAUAACUGCUCAGGAUCCAGAUGCUGCCAGGAACCCCGUCAAGUACUCUGUAGAUCGACACACUGAUAUGGACAGAGUAUUCAACAUCAAUUCAGGAAAUGGUUCGAUAUUUACUUCAAAACCCCUUGACCGGGAAACACUGCUAUGGCACAACAUUACAGUAAUAGCAGCAGAGAUCAACAACCCAAAACAAAGCAGCCGUGUCCCAGUGUUCAUUAAGGUUUUGGAUGUAAAUGACAACGCUCCAGAGUUUGCCAUGUUUUACGAGACCUUCGUCUGUGAAAAUGCGAAGGCAGAACAGCUGAUACAAACAUUAAGUGCUGUUGAUAAAGAUGACUCUUAUGGUGGACAUCAAUUUUCAUUCUCCUUAGCUCCUGAGGCAGCCAGCAGCUCAAACUUUACGCUACAGGACAACAGAGACAACACAGCAGGGAUUUUCACCCGAAAAACCAGAUAUAACCGGCAUGAAAUGAGUACCUACUUCUUGCCAGUGGUAAUAUCAGACAAUGACUACCCUAUCCAGAGCAGCACUGAAACGGUGACUAUUCGAGUAUGUGCUUGUGACCACCGAGGAAAGAUGCUGUCCUGUAAUGCAGAAGCCUUGAUUCAUCCUACUGGUCUUAGCACUGGGGCUCUUAUUGCCAUUCUCCUCUGUAUCAUUAUAUUACUCGUUACAGUGGUGCUGUUUGCAGCACUGAGACGGCAACGGAAAAAAGAGCCGCUGAUUAUUUCCAAAGAAGACAUCAGAGACAACAUUGUCAGUUAUAAUGAUGAAGGUGGUGGCGAGGAAGACACCCAGGCAUUUGAUAUCGGCACGCUGAGGAAUCCCGAAGCCAUAGACGAUAAUAAAUUACGCAGAGACAUUGUGCCGGAAACACUUUUUAUGCCACGGCGGACUGCAACAGCGCGAGAUAACACGGAUGUCAGAGAUUUCAUUAACCAAAGGUUAAAGGAAAAUGAUACAGAUCCAACGGCACCCCCGUAUGACUCGUUAGCAACCUACGCGUACGAAGGUAAUGGUUCUGUGGCCGAGUCCCUCAGCUCCUUGGAGUCGGUGACUACGGACGGAGAUCAGGACUAUGAUUACCUCAGUGACUGGGGGCCUCGGUUUAAAAAGCUGGCAGAUAUGUAUGGCGCAAUGGACAGUGACAAAGACUCUUAAAAUGUUGCCU
Molecule: messenger RNA, 2151 nt
Organism: Fulmarus glacialis (Northern fulmar)
Lineage: Eukaryota; Metazoa; Chordata; Aves; Procellariiformes; Procellariidae
Product: cadherin-6
Exons: 10
Coding region: 240-2141 (633 amino acids)
Biological process (GO): cell morphogenesis; calcium-dependent cell-cell adhesion; cell-cell junction assembly
Cellular component (GO): adherens junction; plasma membrane; catenin complex
Molecular function (GO): calcium ion binding; cadherin binding
Source: RefSeq, a predicted model, not a curated record